AACGGGGCAGUGGCAGUGAUCCUUGGAUAUUAGAUGAAGAAGAUGGGGAUUUCCCAGGAUUUUUCUGAUCCCUGAGUGGAUGUGACAGCGAGUGAGAAUGGCCAGCAUGCCAGAGUGUGCCGGGAACCCAGGGUGACCAGGCCAGAGUGUGCCCACACGGCCUCUGCUCCCCACUGCUGGGGACACCCUCAAAGCCAGCCGCCCCUUAUCUGCUCUCGUCGGAAGCUGGGGAGGCCACGGGUCCAGUGAUCGGGAUAACAGCCACUACCUCUGGCCAAAGUACAGGAUGGGAUUGCCUCACUUGACGUGGCGAUUUUGUCUUGUUUAUCUCUUCGUUAACAUUAAGAUCAAUGUUUCACUAAAUAACUUUCAGAUAUUCUCUCAAAGCAACUGACACAUGAAAAUGGUAUGAUUUUAAAAUAUUCUGACUCCUCGAACAGGAUGGCAAGGAAACUAACGCUGUUAUGUCAGUCAAAGGCCAGUGGCUCCUGCUCCGACGCUGUGGCUGGGAGAAAGUGUAUUUGUGGAAUAAAGAGCUAUGGUCCAUUGUCCGUGGGCAUUUUCCGUGGCAGUGCUGGGACUGCGCCAGGGGGCAAAGGGGGAGCUGGCCCCGGCCCCCCUCAGCCCAGCCUCUCCCCAGCUCUUCAUUUUCAUUAAGCUGGAUUCCGGGUUAAUCCAGUGAGUUAGUAAUUGGAGGUUUUGGAUCUUUUCAUGUGAAAACUGUUUUAAGUAAUGCUUGUCCCAUUAUCUUCCUUGCUAUUUGAAGAAUCCUUCCUUCCAAUAUAAUGCAGACACAACAUGAUAGAUUCACAGCUUGAUUCACACUAACAGAUUAGAGAGAGAAAAAGUCUUCUAAAUCCCCAGUGGAAGCUUAACAAUUCUUUGAUUUUUUCCCUGUGUGUUAUUGUCAAGUAGGAUGAUUUAUGGUCAGAAUUCUAAACAUGUAGGAGUCAUAUCUGACUCUCAGCAAGUAAGAUGUGAAUUUCACAAAAAUAGGAAAACUGUAUCCAAUUUUGCAUUUCUAGAUGAAGCCAAAACAUCACUCCAUCCUCGAACUUAUAGCUGUUGUUUAAGCAAACUUGAAAUACGAAAACAUUUUUUCACCAACACACUUGUGGACGAGUACUUCCUUUGGAAGAGUGUUCCGACGGGGUCCGAAGGCCGUGACGUUCUGUGGCGAGACCGUGGUGGCAGCUGCCUGUGGCUGCACGUGGGGCUGGUGGCACGCGGCCCCUCCUUCUGUCCUCCAUGACCCGAGGGCGGGCAUCACAGGGACCGCUUCUCAGAUGGGAAGACGGCUCCGGAGUUAAAUGUCACACGGGCCUCCUCCUUGGGCACUUGGUGACUCGGCCAGGCCAAGGGGCUGGAGCAAGUAGGGCCUCAAGAAGCAGGCCGGAACUCAGCUGCGUGGCCAGCGCCGUCUAAGCAAGAUGGUGGACAUGGAGAGCCCGAUCGGGCCACUGUCCCCUCUCGAGGCGGAUGACCUGGAAAGUCCACUUUCUGAAGAAUUCCUACAAGAAAUGGGAAAUAUUCAGGAGAUUUCUCAAUCCAUUGGUGACGACAGCUCCGGAAGCUUUAGUUUCACCGAGUAUCAGUAUUUAGGGAGUGGCCCAGCGUCCGAUGGAUCUGUUAUUAUAGACACGCUUUCGCCAGCGUCAAGCCCUUCUUCGGUCACUUGCCCGGUGGCUCCUGGUGGCACAGAUGAGUCCCCCAGUGAAGCGUUAAACAUUGAGUGUAGGAUCUGUGGGGACAAAGCCUCAGGCUACCACUACGGAGUCCACGCCUGCGAAGGCUGCAAGGGGUUUUUCCGGCGCACUAUUCGACUAAAGCUGGCAUAUGACAAAUGUGACCGUAGCUGCAAGAUUCAGAAAAAGAAUCGCAAUAAGUGUCAAUAUUGUCGUUUCCACAAGUGCCUAUCGGUCGGGAUGUCACACAAUGCAAUUCGUUUCGGACGGAUGCCAAGAUCUGAAAAAGCAAAACUGAAAGCAGAAAUUCUCACAUGCGAACAUGAUAUAGACGAUUCCAAAACAGCCGACCUCAAAUCCCUGGCCAAGGGCAUUUACGAGGCCUACCUGAAGAACUUCAACAUGAACAAGGUGAAAGCCAGAGUGAUCCUCGCGGGCAAGGCCAGCCACAACCCGCCUUUUGUCAUCCAUGACAUGGAGACACUGUGUAUGGCCGAAAAGACUUUGGUGGCCAAGCUGGUGGCCAACGGCAUCCAAAACAAGGAGGCUGAGGUCCGUAUUUUCCACUGCUGCCAGUGCACGUCGGUCGAGACCGUCACCGAGCUCACAGAGUUCGCCAAGUCCAUCCCGGGCUUCGCCAACUUGGACUUGAACGAUCAGGUGACGUUGCUCAAAUACGGCGUCUACGAGGCCAUAUUCACAAUGCUGUCCUCUGUGAUGAACAAGGACGGGAUGCUGGUGGCGUACGGCAAUGGCUUCAUAACGCGUGAGUUCCUCAAGGGCCUCAGGAAGCCGUUCUGCGACAUCAUGGAACCCAAGUUCGAUUUUGCGAUGAAGUUCAAUGCUCUGGAACUGGACGACAGCGACAUUUCCCUGUUCGUGGCUGCUAUCAUCUGCUGCGGAGAUCGUCCCGGCCUUUUAAACAUUGGACACAUUGAAAAAAUGCAGGAGAGUAUCGUGCAUGUGCUCAAACUUCACUUGCAAAGCAACCACCCAGAUGACAUCUUUCUUUUCCCAAAACUUCUUCAGAAAAUGGCGGACCUCCGGCAGCUGGUGACGGAGCACGCACGCCUCGUUCAGGUCAUCAAAAAGACCGAGUCCGACGCGGCCCUGCACCCGUUGCUGCAAGAAAUCUACAGGGACAUGUACUGAACACUUUUCCAUAAGCAAGGAAAAAAAGAAACUUGUGAGGAUAUUUAAAGCUGACAGCACGGGAGCAACACGACUUUGCACAAAUAGCCACCAUUUUAAUGCUAGAGAAUGGGAAGUGUAAGCUCUAGGAGUAAAUUCCACAUUUCUUGUUUUAACCAGGACUUCAAGAGCAAACGAGGUAUUCAGUUGCUGGUGAUGAGCAGUGAAUAGUCAGGACUUGGAAAAUUAAGGAGAAUGAUGUUCAACAAUCUGAUUUUAACUCCCAUGAUGUUAAUCGAUGCCGAUUUCUUUCUAUCACCUUAGUGAUUUAGCCUUUAAUCCGCUGGUAACCUCAGACUAUGUGGAUACCUUCCCUUUCUACUGUCCCUUUAACUGUUGUGCUCCUUUAUAUUUUGAAAACUAAUCAGCACUUUUUAACAGGUUUUAUAAUCCUAUAAAUUUAGAUGUUUCCAAAGGUUAGGUAUUUAUAAAGCAGCAGAAUAUUUAUUUGGAAGAUUUCCAUUCUGUUUCCUGAAUUUUAAGAAAGAUGACACCCUGUUUUUUAAUCAUAAGAUUUAGAAUUUUAAAGAAUUAUUUGAUAAGACAUCAAAAUGCAGCAGUUGUUUUGUUUUCAGUUCACUCUUUCUAUGGUUGUAACUAAUAUGUGAAAAAGCCUCUUUCCAGAUUUGUACAGAAGAUCUCAGAAAACCAAGUCUUGAGACCCCUACUGGAAGUGAUAGACACAUUUUUUAAGCUAGCAUCCAUGAUCGGCAGGAACAAGAAAAACUCCGAACGUAUGUUAGCUUCCCAUUCCUCUCACCUCCCGUUUCCUAACAAAUCUGAACCAGGUGAAUCAGGCUGUUUUGGGGUAUGAUACUAUUUUGGGGGGUAAACUGGCAGAUUAUUUUUCAGUGUUCCUUUGGGCCCCAAGUACCAAGGCAGCUUCUUUUGUCUUUUCCUAUAUUGCUUUUUAAAAUACAAAGCUUUAUUUUUUUUAACUCUUGGUGGUAACUGAUGCCUACUGGUGUGGAGGAAAAUGAAGCAAACAUGUCUUCCCUGGAGAGCCGGGGAGGACGGACAGGUGUCCUUCACAUGGUGGCUUUACUGAGCCUCAGAUUUCACAGCAGCCUGAUUAUUUUAGAAAGAUUUAGACAGUGAGCGCUCCUUUUCCAGUUAUAUGUGAGUUCACUUUUCCAACAACUAAAAUAUUAGUUUUUGCCUUAAAGACCGACUUCUAAACUUCAGUGUGGUAGGGAAAGCAACAUUGACGGUGGUUUUCUGUCUAGAAACUCUGGACCUGGAUACACUCUCUCCUUCCGUCCACCACAGUAGAUAAAUUGUACCCCUGGAGAAUUUUCAACCGCAUCUCCCAAAGCCAGAACCAGACCGAGCCUCCAGCUCAGACCUCCUCAGCCACUCGAGCAUUUGCGAGCCCGUCACUCUCCUUGACGCGCCUCCCUCCUCCUGCCUGUAGAAACUGUGGCUCUUUUAGGGUCAUUACUAUUUGCUGUUGGAGAGUGACUGGGAUCGAUACUGGUGUUGUUCCCAAGAUCAGCAAUGCGAAGAUGUGAUGGUAAAAAGGACAGUAAAGCUGCAAGACUUCAACUAGGAAAAAAAGUGAACAUCUACCAUUAGGACAUCCUGUUAAAAAUUACACAUUUAGUAAGUUUAAAAAAUUUUUAAAAAUCUGAAGGCUCCUUUGGCCAGCUGAAAGUAAGCAAUUUGCAGCCCAUCUAUUAGGAAUUGGAAGCAAAUACAAACAUUUCCAUCUACAACACCAAUCGAGAAGCAAUCCUAAUUCGAAAAGGAGCUAACCCUUGCGUCACAUGCCGUAUCUAUUUAAAUGUUCUUUCCUAACCGAGAACUCUCUGUUCCGAGGACACUGGGCUGUGUUCUGCCCAAGGUUGCAGGGUCAGAGUUGGAUUCCAAUGCCAAGCCCACGAUCCCUGCACUGCCAUGGAAGCCUCUCGCACUGACGUCCCCUAGAUGGAUGCAUAGCUUAGCAAAGCAAGCCUUGAGACCCGGUUUUUCAUUCAUUCUAUUUAAAUUUUCAUAGACCUGACCUAAAGAGGCUCCUCGUUCCAUGCUCUCAGCAGCAAUGCAGAACCAGCCCAAGGCGGGUGGGGUCCACUGGCAUUUGCGAGUGCUUGCUUCUCAGAGGGUCCAAGACAACCAGUGACAACCCUGGUGAGACCAGAAAGCAGCCCACAGGUGGCCUCUGUGCGACCGUCACUUGGCAUCUUCACUUUUAUGUAUAGGCAGCAAAAUCAUGUCUUCCCCAUUAUUUUUAAUACCUGACCACUAAUCGCCACUCGGUGAUGGACUGUGGAAUAUUUGAGUCACCUCAUCCAAGCCUCCUUGGAGCAUCAGCGGUCACACUGGGGCUGAUCACCCACUAGUUCGGGACCCCGGGGGUUUCAGCAAGGAGCUGUCGAAAGGGCAUGCUCACUGCCCGCUGGGUUUCAGCAGACGUUGGCACCAAGAUUGACAAGAGCGCAACAGGCUCAGGAAAUUCCACAGCGGAUGUGCCAAGACCUCCGCCCAGGGUGGGGGACACAGACUGUGCACCCUUUCACCACCAAGACCACCCUUCAGCCUGUUGAAGUCGGCUCUCCAUUUUCUCAGCUCUUAGUAGCGAAAAGUGCCCACCAGCCCGAGACCACGGACCCACCAGCCAGCCUUCGUCUUGUGUGCUGACCACGAGGACGGGCCGCAGGGCCUCAUCUGGGCCAUGCCUUUUGGGGUGUUGGCCCAUGCAGGGGCUCAGGGCAGGAUGCGGUCCCCUCCACCUGGACCCGUGGCAGCCCACGCCACCUCUCCCUGCCCCUGGAGGUUUCUGGGUGGGCGCAGCUCCCACUGAAUGCAGCACCCAGUGCCCAGCUGGAAGCCCGAGAGCCGUCAAAUGGAGUGUUGUCGAAACUAGGGUUCUCCCAGUCGCCGUGGCCGAUGGUGGGACUCAGUAGCAGAGUUUCAGUAGCUGGCGGAUGCCCGCUGCUUCCCACCUUGCUCUUGACCUUUCUACAACUCUUUGAGGAGAUGAACUUCAAGCACUUUCCUAAAGAAUAUUUAUGUUCCUGCAUAGAUAAUUAAUGUGAAGUAGAGUAGAGAGACACUUGGAACUAAGUGCAUUCAAGAAUGCCUGGGAGAGCUGUCCCUGUUUUAAGGGGAUUCUUUCUUUUCAUUUGAAGAGCAUAGAAUGUGCCUUUCUGCUUGUCUUAAUGCAUUUCUUCCACCAAGCCAUUUAAUUAAAAAAGCCCUAAGGGGAAUGUGUAGGGACAGCGCAGCAGCCGAAGGUCCAUUCCCAGCAGAAGCUGAUGCCAACAUAAAACCGUCAGCUCAGCAAGGACUUCUCCCCCGGAAGCCGGGAGACGCGCUACCCCAAUCGCUGUGGCUGCCCUGCCGAGUGACCCGUGAGACUGAGCACAACUUGGGGGUGAGGGAAGCAGCCCGGUCCCCGCCACCCCUCCUGUCCACCACUCCCGCUAGCCUUUUAGGGGUCCACUCACAGGAAGCACAGGAAAUGUAUGCCUCAAAGCUUAAUAAACCUGACUUUUUCUAAGGUCUCUCCGUGCCCUUAACCUGCAUCUGUGCUCCCCUGUAUUUCUGUAUUUGAUCACAAGCCUCACUCAUGCUCCUUUCCAAACCACCACAAUUCUGGGCACAUCCAGGGCUGAGCACCCAGACACAGGCUGGAGGGAGACGUUUGUCUUGGCCCAGACACCCCACAUGCCUUGGGGAUCUCUAAACGCCUGCUUCGAUACGGCGGUCAGAGUUUCAACCGAGUCGAGCGCUUCCGGCUCUGACUGACAUGACUCCCUGGUCCCCUGACUUGGGGCUGGUUUCAGGGCCCGAGGCAAAGCCAGCCCCCCGCAAAACCCCUCUUGGCUGGUGUGGCCUCCACAAUGCAGAUGCCACUAGGAAAAACACGUCCAGUCCUUAAAGCCGGGAGCCCUCGGCCAGCACUCUGGACCCCUUUCCAAGCUGGUCCGUUUUGUCUCCUCUGACCCCAACCGCUUGAGAGGGUCUGAACCAGAGCCUCCCUGUUUUAAGACGGAAACCCGCAGCCUCCAGAGGAUGGACCGGCUGGCGCUGCAGGGCUGUGGGUUUGGAUCCUGGGUCUCCUGCUUUGCCACUUCUGCACAGUGGCAGAAGUUCUGCGGGGGAGGCCUGUCUCCUCGCUGUCCCUUCUGGAGGGCUGGCUGGGCCUUCUGCAGCCAGCUUGGCCUGCCUGGCUUGGGCUACUUUGGUGGGCUACUUUUCAAAAGGCUUGAAGUCCGUAACAAUGGCUUAGAUUCAGGAGAGGCAAGAAAAUUCUGUCCAGAGAGAUCACCCGUCAAGAUGGGAGCCACCGAUAGAGCGCUGUCUGCUGAUGGUUGAAAAGCAUCCACAGAUGCUCCCCCAGGCACCCCGUGUUCUCAGUGUUGGCCUUGCAAAGCCUUGGACGUUCCCAAAACAGACUUCGUUAGGUUUUCUUUUCCUGUCAAAAGUGGCCCAGCUUCUCUUCACUCUUGGCCCCAGCUACUUCCCAGGGCUCCACAGGAAUGGAUGAUUGUUCACCACCAAAUCUCAGGAUCAGGUUUUCAGCCAAGUUCACCCUGCGUUGCCUCGACAGGAGUGACCAGGAGAGGUUGUUGUCCAAGUCCAGCUGGGCAUGGAAUGUCCACGCCACCUGCUGAAAGGCCCGAGGAUGGCUCAGCUCUGAGGUGCAAAGGAGGGCUAAUGGCUAAAUGGAUAUUUAAAAUUCUGCCGCAACUGAGCGGCUUUCCUCCUGCUGCUUCUAAGGGCUUCACCCAGGACACGCACUCCUGAGGGAGCUUCUGCCUGGAAAGAGCCAAUGUUGAGGUCUUUCCUGGGAUCUGGUAUAUUUUUAGGCACUGCCACAGAAGUCAAGAAAAUGGCCUAUCUUUGAUCUGACCCAGAGUAUAUGAGAUGUGCAAUAUUUCUUUGGAGACCACCAUACAAACUAAAAUGUGGACUGAAAGUUUUGUUUAAAGAAAAAAAAAGAAAAGAAAAUGAGCCUUCAUGCUUUGAUUUAAAUCAUGACAAGUAGAAUUCCAUCAUGCUAUUUUUGUAGAAUGCAGCAGGUUCUUAAACUCUAUUUCAGUGGAGUGGCUGCAGGCUUGUCAAAAAAAGAAGGAAAAAGGAAAAGCUACUCAUGUGUCCUGCUUAAGAAGAGAUGAGAAAGCGAGGCUGCCAGGCAGGCUGUCCCCUGCACUGCCUCCUCCCAGCUUCAGGAGCCCCUGGGGGCCCCACCACUGCCCCGGGUCGGGAAUGGGGCUGUCAACCGACGUCUGCUUCUCAGAAUCUGUUAGAGACAUGAGAACUACGAUUGUUUAUUUUCUCCCCGACAAAGAACCCCCUUUGCAAGGGAAGAGGAGCUAUAUUAUGUGGUUCAGCUGAAAUACAUAUACAACCAGUGCUUUGGGGAGUCCUUUGCCAAAAAGAACAGACCAGAAUUAUGUCCAUGUUCAUGGCCAUGUCUUGGUUGAAGCAACUGAUAAAACAUCAAGUACUUUAGCUCCCCACAGCUGUUCAAUUUAUGAUUUGCAAAAGGUAAGAAACAUUGAUUUUUAUAUUAUAAAUGGCAAAUUAAAGCCCAGGGUCUUUUUUUUUUUUUUUAAUUUAAAACAAAAAGUUUGCUAGUUUGGGCCAAAUGUGGUAAAGUCCAUGGUUUUCUCCAGAGAAGGGGCUCUGCCAGCUUCUCGCCCGUCUUCCCCCACAGCAUUUGUAACUGACCGGGCACGCUGGCGCGACGCCCCAAAGCUGAGCCUUGCCUCCCAGGGAGGAGUGAGCAGGGGGAGAGAGGCGUGGGGGCCCCCACCACCCCGGAUCCCCUGGCAGAAAGGGUCAGAUUUCAGGCCCUCAAGACAAGUGGGUGUCUAGUCUUUCCAAAGGCAAAUUAUUCACCUUUGAAAAUGUCUUCUCCUUUUAAAGGCAAGGACAAAAAAAUGUACCUCACAAAAGAUGAAUACCACUCAAAACCCCUUUUGGUAAGGCUGCAGUAUUCGAGUAUCACUACUGUCUUCUAUACUGUAUGGUAAAAAAGAACUCUGUGAAUAGAGUCAUAUAAUAUCUUAUACACUGUGAUUUUAACUUAUGAUCAUGCAUCUAAUAACAAACAAUGGGAUUCCCCUGAAAUCAGUGUUAAUUGAUGCUUUACUGCUAAAAGCCUGGGUUUGAACCUAUUGGAAACACAAAGGAAGUGGAAUAUAAUUGCACACACACAUACACGCAUCCAUCAAAGAUUUUAAUUUCUCCUGAGCCAUGCAGGAUUUUUUUUUUCGCUGUCUAUGCAAGAAGUGCGAUUGUGCCUUUAUUCAUUUCUACCAGCAAGUUCUUUUCAGACGCCAGGGUCAAGGCCACCAAAAUGAUACAACAGUGUUUUGCUAAAAACUAUUCCAGUUUGGUAAAUAGCUCGCUGAUCUUCAGGGAAUCACUGCCUGUGGGUUGUUACCAAAGAACUCAAGCAAUUUGACAUUGUCCGAGGGAAAUCAUUGCACCCGCUGGUGCUCCGGCCCCUCCAGGUGACCCGGCCCGAUGCAGGACACAGAACCACAGACCCCGGGACGUCGCCCAGCUCCCUCCAGGCUCCCGGGAGGCCUUACGUUGUUUUGAGUUAUCUUGGCACAGCUUCUUUUGGAAGCAUAUUUUCAGCACCUCUGGAAUCCACACGGCCCUCCUGCUCAGAGCCCAAGGGGAGGGGAUAUGGCAGGACCCUGCUAAGAACAGUUGAGUUUCCAAAGCGAGGCCUGCACUCAGGUGCUGCACAUGUUUAUUCUUAGUUCUCGGUGCCUCAAAGAACGAAGCAUUUAGGGGUGUCCAGACCCUUUGUUUGUAACUCCUAAGCAGGGGCAGGAGCCAAGUGGACAUGGCUGACCCAGCUGCAGCCCCUCACUCUCUGCAUAUGGUGGGCUAUCGAGGACCUCGGGAAACGAGGUGCAUGAAGUGUAAUGAAUGGAUGGAGUGGUGCCAGGCUAUGAGACAAUGGCUAUGAAAUAUUAACUUUAAUGAAAAAAAAUCUUGGGUCUUAUUCAUUUUCCCAUUAGGAGAUUGAGUUGAUCUUACGUAUUGAUUCAUCCUGGAUUUAUGGAAAAGUCUGUGUUUGGAAUGUCCUACUGUAAGACUGAUGAAUGUAAAGAGUUAAUUUCAGGGUACAGUUCUGCCUUAAUGGUUUUAAAAAAUAAACUAUUUUUUAAAAUUA
Choloepus didactylus (southern two-toed sloth) is the source of this 10017-nucleotide messenger RNA. RefSeq names its product peroxisome proliferator activated receptor alpha (gene PPARA). Gene Ontology annotation, cellular component: nucleus. The record is from RefSeq and is a predicted model, not a curated record. Gene Ontology annotation, molecular function: zinc ion binding; nuclear receptor activity; RNA polymerase II cis-regulatory region sequence-specific DNA binding. Gene Ontology annotation, biological process: hormone-mediated signaling pathway; positive regulation of transcription by RNA polymerase II; cell differentiation. The transcript is spliced from 7 exons. The coding region runs from base 1431 to 2837 and encodes 468 amino acids. NCBI's taxonomy places the organism in Eukaryota, Metazoa, Chordata, Mammalia, Pilosa, Megalonychidae.